Messenger RNA from Thamnophis sirtalis, 900 nucleotides. The record is from RefSeq and is a predicted model, not a curated record. NCBI's taxonomy places the organism in Eukaryota, Metazoa, Chordata, Lepidosauria, Squamata, Natricidae.
AUGGAUGCCUGUAUGGAAUGUCCAGAAAAUGAAUAUCCAAACAACAACCAAAACCAGUGUAUUCCCAAAGUGUUCUCCUAUCUCUCUUAUAAUAAAACUUUAGGAAUCCUCUUUGUUACGUUGUCUGCUGUUUUCUCUUUGAUUACAAUUCUUGUGGUUGAAAUCUUUUGGAUGCAUAGGGGGACUCCAAUUGUCAGAGCCAAUAACUGGAGCCUCACUUGCAUCCUACUUAUAUCCCUUCUUCUUUGCUUCCUCUGCUUCUUCCUCUUCAUGGGAAGACCUGAAAAGAUAACCUGCUUUUUCCAGCAAAUGACUUUUGGCAUUAUCUUUGCAGUUGCCCUUUCGUCUGUAUUGGUAAAAACCUUGACUGUGAUUCUGGCAUUUAUGGCAACUAAAGCAGGAACUGGAAUGAGGAAAUGGGUAGGGAAAGCUUUUGUUAAUUCUAUUGUCCUUUUGGGUUCUUUCAUCCAAGUAGGAAUUUGCACAGUUUGGCUGAGUACAUCUCCCCCAUUCCCAGAUAUAGACCUGCAUUCACUGAAGGAAGAAAUCAUAAUGGAAUGCAAUGAAGGCUCGGUGAUCAUGUUUUACUGUGUCCUGGUUUACAUGGGCUUCCUGGCUAGUGUCAGCUUUAACGUUGCUUUCCAAGCCAGGAAGCUUCCCAGCAGUUUCAAUGAGGCCAAGUUCAUCACUUUCAUCAUGUUGGUCUUUUGCAGCGUUUGGUUGACGUUUGUUCCAACCUACCUGAGCACCAAAGGGAAAUACAUGGUAGCUGUGGAGAUCUUCUCUAUCUUAUGCUCCAGUGCUGGUUUACUGGGGUGUAUAUUUUCCCCCAAAUGUUACAUCAUUUUAUUGAGACCUGAGAUGAACAAGAAGGAACAUUUAAUAAGGAAAGAAAUGUAA